ACAUGUUGUUGAUUUAAGCAAAAAAAAAACAAAAGUUCCAAUGCAAAUACAAUAUUUUAAAAUCAUUAUAAUUGAACUAAUACGCUAACUAAACACACGCUGGUCAUCAUUAUUAUUCUAUUUAAACAGAGAUGUUGAUUAAGGAGUAUCACAUCCCACUGCCACUUACAGUGGAGGAGUAUCGUAUAGCCCAGCUGUAUAUGAUAGCGAAAAAAAGUCGCGAAGAAAGUCAUGGCGAAGGCAGUGGAGUUGAAAUUAUUAUAAAUGAACCCUACGAUGAUGGACCUGGUGGUAAAGGACAAUACACAAAAAAGAUCUAUCAUGUAGGCAGUCAUUUGCCAGGCUGGAUUAAAAGUCUGCUGCCUAAAAGUGCUUUAACAGUGGAAGAAGAAGCCUGGAAUGCUUAUCCCUACACACGUACACGCUACACAUGUCCAUUUGUAGAAAAAUUCUCCCUAGAUAUAGAAACAUACUAUUUUCCCGACAAUGGCUACCAGGAAAAUGUCUUCAAAUUGACUGGCAGUGAGCUAAGAAAUAGGGAAGUGGACUGCAUUGAUAUUGUCAAGGAUCAAUUGUUUGGCGGUGACUAUGUCAAAGAAGAGGAUCCAAAAUUGUUUGUGUCGGAGAAAACGGGCCGAGGCCCCUUGGGCGAAGAGUGGUUGGAAGAGUACUGGCGUGAAGUUAAGGGCAAAAAACAACCCACAUCCCGUAAUAUGUCCUUGAUGUGUGCCUAUAAAAUCUGUCGUGUGGAAUUCCGUUAUUGGGGCAUGCAAACUAAAUUGGAGAAAUUCAUACACGAUGUAGCUCUAAGAAAAACUAUGCUGAGAGCUCAUCGUCAAGCCUGGGCCUGGCAGGAUGAAUGGCAUGGUCUAACCAUUGAAGAUAUUCGUGAAAUUGAAAGACAAACCCAAUUAGCAUUAGCACGUAAAAUGGGUGGUGGUGAUUUGAGUGGCGAAGAAGAGGAGGAGGAGGAAGAAGAAAGCAUUUCUGAAGGCCAUUUGGAAUCUCACUCAGCCGACACCGAGGAACGUGUAGUUAAAGAACCUCCUGUUGUUACCGAACAACCACCCAGUGAAGAAGUCUCCUCGGAGGAGGAUGAUGUGCCCGAACAAAAUAAUUCCAGCGAAAGAUCACGUUCUCAAAGUAUACAAAUGAUUAAAUCUAAAUCUGGUUCAAAACCGGGUGGCCUACACUCACCUCUGGGAUCAGCUCAUAGUUUUGAGUUGCAGCAGCAUGCCAAAAAUGCUAAGCGUAAAAACGUGGCUAAUUGGCGUAUGGAACGUUUGGAAGUCGAUUCAAAAUCAAAUUCUGAAGAGGAAUUUUUCGAUUGUGUGGAGAAAAUACCAAUUUCAGAUACAAACGAUAGCAAUUCUUUGGCCAAAUGGAGUUCAUUGGAAUUGUUGGGAGAACCAGACGAUAGUCCACCGCCGCAUAGCAGCGGAGAGGGCAGAAAUAAACAGGAGGACAGUAUAUUCAAUCAAGAUUUCCUAAUGCGCGUGGCCUCGGAACGGGGCAAUAAAAGACAAUUGCGUUCAUCACAAAGUGUGGAGAGAGGUCAUGAAAUAUCACCGCCUGGUUCGCCGGGUGCACCAUCUUGUUCCACCACCAUUUUGAUAUUGGUAGUACAUGCUGGAAGUGUAUUGGAUGCCACCAGUGAAUUGACUUCCAAGAAAUCUGAUGUAACCACAUUUCGUGGUUCUUUUGAGUCUGUUAUGCGUCAACAUUAUCCGAGCCUAUUAACUCAUGUCACCAUUAAAAUGGUGCCAUGUCCAUCCAUUUGUACCGAUGCUCUAGGCAUUCUUUCUAGCCUAAGUCCAUACUCAUUUGAUUCUUCGCCCUCUGCGGAUAUACCCAAUAUAGCGGAUGUUCCUAUUGGCGCCAUACCCUUGCUGGCCGUCUCAUCACCAGAAUUCCAGGACACCGUCAAUAAAACCGUACAGGCAGCAAAUAUUGUCUACCAUGAAUUUCUUAAAUCCGAGGAGGGUCAGGGAUUCUCCGGGCAAAUUGUGGUUUUGGGCGAUUCCAUGGGUUCAUUGUUGGCCUACGAGGCCUUGUGUCGCACUAAUGGCAACGAUGGUGGCAGCCGUUCUUCACGCAACACUGAUGAUGAUGAGCGUUUUGAUGACUCUGAAUUGGAUGCCAAACGUUUAUUGGUGGCGCCCUCACCACGCAGAAGACGUUCCUCCUCUUCGAGUGAUUCGAAACAUGCAAAACUAGAAUUUGAAGUGGGUGAUUUUUUUAUGUUUGGUUCCCCACUAUCAAUAGUUUUGGCAGCUAAAAAGUUACAUGAUUCAAAAACUGCUCUUCAACGUCCCAACUGUAAUCAGGUUUAUAAUAUGUUCCAUCCUACCGAUCCAACGGCUUCCCGUUUAGAACCUUUACUAAGUGCCAGAUUUUCCAUGCUGGCGCCGGUCAAUGUGCCACGUUAUGCCAAAUAUCCACUAGGGAAUGGUCAGCCAUUGCAUUUAUUGGAGGUCAUCCAAUCGAAUCCCCAACAUUUUAAUGAAUCCAACAACAUGAUGUGUGGUCGCCGAUUGUCGGAUGCUUCCAUGCAAAGUACAGUAUCGGGUCUUAUAGAAAAUGUAUCAUUAAGUACCAUAAAUUCAUUACAAAUGAAAUGGUGGGGUACGAAACGUUUAGAUUAUGCCAUGUAUUGUCCAGAAGGUUUAAGUAAUUUUCCAGCCAAUGCUUUGCCCCACUUAUUCCAUGCCAGCUACUGGGAAAGUGCAGAUGUUAUAGCAUUUAUAUUAAGACAAAUUGGUAAAUUUGAAGGCAUUCCAUAUGUUACAUCCAUGGACAAUAAAGAAACUGUCCACUUUAAUCCCGGCCAACCCAGAGAGAAGUGGAUACGCAAACGUACUUCGGUGAAAUUGAAAAAUGUGGCAGCCAAUCAUCGUGCCAAUGAUGUGAUAGUAUUGGAAGGUCGUGAACAAAGACUAAAUGCUCGUUUCAUGUAUGGUCCCUUGGAUAUGAUCACUUUGCAUGGCGAAAAAGUUGAUAUACACAUAAUGAAAGAUCCACCUGCUGGCGAGUGGAGUUUUCUCAGCACCGAAGUGACCGAUAAAACUGGUCGCAUUUCCUACAGCAUUCCCGAUCAUGUGGCAUUCGGUUAUGGCAUUUAUCCCAUUAAAAUGGUAGUGAGGGGAGAUCACACCUCAGUGGACUGUUAUUUGGCUGUGGUGCCGCCCUUAACCGAAUGUGUAGUCUUUAGUAUAGAUGGCUCAUUUACCGCCUCCAUGUCGGUGACUGGACGUGAUCCCAAAGUUAGAGCUGGGGCAGUAGAUGUUUGCCGUCAUUGGCAGGAGUUGGGCUAUUUGUUGAUCUACAUAACAGGUAGACCGGACAUGCAGCAGCAACGUGUUGUUUCCUGGUUGAGUCAGCAUAAUUUUCCCCAUGGUCUUAUAUCAUUUGCCGAUGGUCUUUCCACUGAUCCGUUGGGUCACAAAACCGCCUAUCUAAAUAAUAUGGUGCAAAAUCAUGGAAUCUCAAUAAUGGCCGCUUACGGCAGCAGUAAAGAUAUCAGUGUUUAUACCAAUGUCGGCUUAAGAGCAGAUCAGAUAUUUAUAGUGGGCAAGGUCAGCAAAAAAUUGCAAACCAAUGCCACUGUGUUGAAUGAAGGUUAUGCCGCUCAUUUAUCGGCUUUGCAAGCUAUGGGCGGCUCUCGUCCCGCCAAAGGCAAUGCUCGCAUGGUUAUACCACGAGGUUGUUUCAAUUUACCGGGUCAAACUACUAAUCCCCGUCGUAGAAGACUGCAUGAGCAACAGGACGCUUAAACCUGCAAAUAUUGAAGUCCGCCAUCAUAUGAAAAGGCAAGCCGAGUUGUUUAUCCAGAAAAAUUAUUUUUCUUCUUCUUAUUUUUAGUAUUUAUAAUAAAUGUUGUCAAGCAAAAGAGCAAAAAAAACUUAAAUUUAAAGAAAAUAUAAAGUAGAACAAUCA
Calliphora vicina (urban bluebottle blowfly) is the source of this 3936-nucleotide messenger RNA. It is a transcript of the gene rdgB, whose product is annotated as retinal degeneration B. Gene Ontology annotation, cellular component: cytoplasm. The transcript is spliced from 15 exons. Gene Ontology annotation, molecular function: phosphatidylinositol binding; phosphatidylinositol transfer activity; phosphatidylcholine binding. Gene Ontology annotation, biological process: phospholipid transport. The coding region runs from base 132 to 3773 and encodes 1213 amino acids. Lineage: Eukaryota; Metazoa; Arthropoda; Insecta; Diptera; Calliphoridae. The record is from RefSeq and is a predicted model, not a curated record.